GCCAGUACUUGAGUGUGAUUCAUUCAGGGAGGAGGACGAUACGUUCGAGUGCAUCUGCUGCGUUUCUUCCUCUCCACAUGCUCCACCGUGCGCACGUAGCAAGGAGAAGAACAGUUUUCAUCUCUGCGCACAGUCACACCGCAAAACUUCCCCGGCUGUAUGGACACAUAACCAACUGCAACGUCUGCCGUCGUGGGUUUUCACCAGCACAUUUGUUCACUUUCAUCUCCAGCUUCAACAUAUCUGAAGUGGCUGCCUCACCGGGUCGGACCGGAGACCACCCGGUCUCUGAUCUGGUCUCCGGAGUCGGUGGAGACUCGACGCGCUCCAUCGGGGCCAGGCUUUGCGCCUCCCGGAUCAGACCGGAGCCGCCGCGCGCUCUCGAGAUGGACGUGGUAGAAAGGGAGGUGAUGAACAAGAUGGAGAACAUGUCAUCCGUGUACGACUUCGACCCCAUCACCGGCAACAUCCCCGCCACCAAGGUGGAAGUCACAGUCUCCUGCAGAAAUCUUCUGGAUAAAGACACAUUUUCCAAGUCAGAUCCAUUGUGUGUCCUCUAUACCCAAGGUGUGGAAACCAAACAGUGGAGAGAGUUUGGCAGAACCGAAGUGAUCGACAAUACCCUCAACCCCGAUUUUGUUCGGAAGUACAUCUUGGACUACUUUUUUGAAGAAAAGCAGAACCUUCGCUUUGACUUGUAUGAUGUUGACUCCAAAAGUCCAGACUUGUCCAAACAUCCUGCAGAAUUCAACGACUUUUUGGGUCAGAUGUUCUGUACUCUCGGGGAGAUAGUUGGAUCGCCAGCCAGUCGACUGGAAAAAUCUCUUGGAGGGAUCCCAGGGAAGAAAUGCGGCACCAUCAUCCUGUCUGCAGAGGAGCUGAGUAACUGCAGAGAUAGCGCCACUAUGCAGUUCUGUGCCAACAAGUUAGACAAGAAGGACUUCUUUGGGAAAUCAGAUCCGUUUAUGGUUUUCUACAGAAGCAAUGAAGAUGGAACCUUUACGAUCUGCCAUAAAACAGAGGUGGUGAAGAACACGUUAAACCCGGUGUGGCAGCCAUUUACUAUUCCUGUCCGAGCACUCUGCAAUGGCGACUACGACAGAACAAUCAAAGUGGAGGUGUAUGAUUGGGACAGAGACGGCGGCCACGACUUCAUCGGGGACUUCACCACCAGCUACCGAGAGUUAGCUCGAGGGCAGAGUCAGUUCAAUGUGUACGAGGUUAUAAAUACCAAGAAGAAAAUGAAGAAAAAGAAAUAUGUCAACUCUGGAACUGUCACCCUGCUCUCAUUCUCUGUGGAGUCAGAGUUCACGUUCUUGGAUUACAUCAAAGGAGGGACGCAGAUCAAUUUCACCGUGGCUAUCGAUUUCACAGCAUCUAACGGUAACCCCUCUCAGUCCACCUCACUCCACUACAUGAACCCCUACCAGCUGAACGCCUAUGCCAUGGCACUGAAGGCUGUUGGGGAGAUCAUUCAGGAUUAUGACAGUGAUAAGAUGUUUCCCGCUCUCGGCUUCGGAGCCAAACUCCCCCCCGAUGGACGAGUGUCACACGAGUUUCCUCUGAAUGGAAACAUGGAGAAUCCUUACUGCAAUGGUAUAGAGGGCAUCUUGGAAGCCUACCACCAGAGCCUGAAGACGGUACAACUAUAUGGGCCGACCAACUUUGCGCCAGUGGUGAACCAUGUUGCAAGGUACGCGGCGUCAGUGCAAGACGGCUCCCAGUACUUUGUGCUCCUCAUCAUCACAGACGGAGUCAUAUCUGACAUGGCCCAGACCAAAGAGGCCAUUGUUAAUGGUGCGAAGCUUCCAAUGUCCAUCAUCAUCGUCGGCGUGGGGCAGGCUGAAUUUGACGCUAUGGUGGAGUUGGAUGGUGAUGACAUUCGGGUCUCUUCCCGGGGGAAACUUGCUGAGAGAGACAUUGUCCAGUUUGUUCCCUUCAGAGAUUAUAUGGACCGGACAGGUAACCACGUGUUAAGCAUGGCCCGGCUGGCGAAAGAUGUGCUAGCAGAGAUCCCCGACCAGUUCAUUUCCUACAUGAAGAGCCGAGGGGUUAAACCGAACCCGGCGCCGCCGCCCUACACACCUCACGGACUUACGCACCACCACCACACGCACAUCUGACCGGAUGACAUUUUCAUUGGUGAAGCAGCUUUUUCUCGAAGAGAGGAUGCAAACGUUCCAGGACUCGUUGGCAAAAAGCCCUUUUUUAGAAUAAGAACUGCGGCGUAGACUGUUUGGCGUCUAAAUUGACAGCAGGUGGAUUGAACAACAGCAACAAAAAAAAAAAAGAGAUCAUGUUGUGGUUGAAACUUGUGCCUGUCUGUGCUCGUUUCUGACAUUGUUUCAGGACACGUGAACUUUGACCUGAAGCACUACUUCUCAGUUUUUGAUGUGGCCUAAUCCGGUAAGAUUUUCAGGCACCUUUUUCUUGUCUGGAAUUAGUUUUUAUAUUUGGAGAUGAUCUCCUUUACUUUACGAAGCAUCAGGACUGAUUAAGGAAAAAUACUGGUGUGCAGUUUACAAUUUGAUUUCUUUAAACAUCAAUCAGGUAUUUCACACCCUCAGACCUUGACCUUCUCUAAUCGAGGAAAACUUUGGAAAGAGUACAAGAUCCCCCUUUUUUUAUUACAUUCUACUGUCAAACACUGAAUAAUGUUUGACAGUAGAAUGUGGCGUGCAUAGUUGAAAAAGCAAAACCUAUUUUUAUUUCAUCUGCAUACAAGCAGCAGAUGGCUUCUAUGGGUAGCUGCAGGUUAAUCCUUGCGGAUCUAUUUCAUUACAAAUAGCGGAAUUUAUUCAAAGAGAUAUGAAGCGUAUUUAUUGCUAGAUUAUUUUUUACAAGCAUCAUCAUUAUUCUCUUCCCGCACCAUUUUUGUUUUCUGACAGCGCUGUACUGAUCAUCGUAUUUGCUCGUUGGCAUGUCACAAUCUUUCAAAGAUAAUCACACUAUUUGUUUUUUUAUCAUUUGGUUUCAAACUCUUCUUUUUGGGGGGGGGGGGUGUAGAAAGAAUGUGUUGGUAAAGGCAGAUCAUUCCUGUGCUACUGGGCCAGUAUUGUGCUACUUUUUUUUUUAAUUUAGACACCUUGCUUUAUUGCUGGAUGCAGAGUUGCAAAGGGGCGGAAAUUUAUGAUGGAACUUCUAAAGUCGGCCAUUCCAUUCCACUGGUAGAUCUCUGGCUUGUUCAUAUCUUGGGAAAUUAUGAAAACGGAACGUAACGGUCACAGGGUCAAAACGACACCGUGGGUUAUUAUGCAGUUUGUAGUCCGGUGUAUUUGUUUUCGCAGUUGUUUUCUUAUUUUUAUUGAACUAAGCGCCUGGUCAGAGACAUAUGCGGCGCAGAUCAUUGCUAGGCUACUUCUAUCGCAGUACAUUCCAUUUCCGGUUCCUCUUUGACAUCAUUGGCAUCGGUCUGUGAUGAUCUCAUGAAAAAAAAAAAAACAAGCCAAAGAAAAAGCUGAACACGUUUUUGUAGGACCUUCAGAUGCAAGUGUAAAAAGAUAUGACCAAGUCGUAUGAGAUUCGUUAAAGUCCUGUGUGAUGUCAUGCGUCAUGAAGUUUUUGUGCAAUUUACUAGCUGUUUUGAUUUUCCUGUCUUGAACUCGGCAUUGUUUGACUUUAAGGGCCAAUAGAAUUUAGAGGUUCCAUUCUAUUUCCGAAAUUUCUCCAUGGGAUGUUUGGCUGGGGGAUUAUUGAAAGUUACAUUUCAAGGAUGUGGCUUUUUUUCUUUUUAAUUAGAUUUUUUACAUUAAAAAUUAUAAGAUAAGAUAACCUUUAUUUGUCCCACACUGGGGAAAUUUACAGUCUACAGCAGCAA
This is a messenger RNA of Hippocampus zosterae (dwarf seahorse), 3817 nucleotides long. RefSeq names its product copine Vb (gene cpne5b). Lineage: Eukaryota; Metazoa; Chordata; Actinopteri; Syngnathiformes; Syngnathidae. The transcript has 21 exons. The coding region runs from base 78 to 2123 and encodes 681 amino acids. Gene Ontology annotation, molecular function: calcium-dependent phospholipid binding. Gene Ontology annotation, cellular component: plasma membrane. Gene Ontology annotation, biological process: cellular response to calcium ion. The record is from RefSeq and is a predicted model, not a curated record.